CCACUGGGGUACCCUGCUCCUUCAGCGUGUAUUAUCAGUAAAAAUGGCGAGCUGGUGUGUACGAGCUGUAAAACAGAGUUACUCUGUUGUAGCAUCUCCUUCAAUAAUAAGGGCAUCCCCACGGCUCCUAUGCACAGCAGCCCAGCAGAAAAGCAGCCAGGGGUCGGAGGAGGACCAGCAUGCUGAGCAGAGCGCAGCAGAGAAGGGCCUUGCUGAGGAGAAGGGCCAGCUGGAAGAGCAGCUCAAAGAGGUCACGGACAAGUACAAGCGGGCCCUGGCAGACACGGAGAACCUGAGGACGAGGAGUCAGAAGCUGGUGGAAGACUCAAAGUUGUAUGGAAUCCAAAGGUUCUGCAAAGACCUGCUGGAGGUGGCGGACAUCUUGGAGAAGGCGACGGAGAGCGUGCCCAGUGAGGAGGUGUCCUCUCAGAAGAACCCCCACCUGAAGAACCUGUACGACGGCCUGGUGAUGACAGAUAAACAGAUGCAGAAGGUGUUCGCCAAGCACGGCCUGGUCAAGCUUAACCCAGACGGAGGGCAGAAGUUCGACCCCUAUGAGCACGAGGCUCUAUUUCACGCCCCUGUGGAGGGUAAAGAGCCCGGCACGGUCGCCAUAGUAACCAAGGUGGGCUACAAACUCCACGGGCGCACCCUCCGGCCGGCAUUGGUGGGCGUGGCCAAAGCCCCUUGAUUUAAAAUAAAAGUUCAGUAUGACCGUGAUGUCAUUGUUUUUGCCUGGGUGACAGAUCACCAUGGCUACUGCAGGCUGGUCAAAGCGCCCCACCCAACCACCUAACGUUGCCUCAAAGAGGCGGGAAUCCAACCUGAACUAACCAACCUGCACUUGCUCACUCCCUGUCAUGAAUUAAAAAGCAUUGGAUUGGCUGGAUGGAGUUUACGGCAUUGUUAAAUCCAUGACAGGAAGUGUGCAAGUGCAUACUUUGCGGGGAAGGGUGUCGAAUUGGGACACAGCCCAUGUAUCUGCCAGGCGCAAUUAUGUUUGAGCAGAAGAAACACUUGUGAUGGCACGUAUAGCACAGAACCAGUUUGACAAGUAAUUUCUGUCAUCAGGAUCAGAUUCCUGUCCAGUCAUUGUAAUUGUUAUGGAUGGGAAAAUGUAAUGUAACUCAUGAUUAUUUACCAAA
Molecule: messenger RNA, 1145 nt
Organism: Oncorhynchus masou masou (cherry salmon)
Lineage: Eukaryota; Metazoa; Chordata; Actinopteri; Salmoniformes; Salmonidae
Product: grpE protein homolog 1, mitochondrial-like
Exons: 4
Coding region: 44-691 (215 amino acids)
Biological process (GO): protein import into mitochondrial matrix; protein folding
Cellular component (GO): PAM complex, Tim23 associated import motor
Molecular function (GO): protein homodimerization activity; adenyl-nucleotide exchange factor activity; protein-folding chaperone binding
Source: RefSeq, a predicted model, not a curated record